This is a messenger RNA of Acaulospora morrowiae, 147 nucleotides long. The record is from the annotation of a GenBank genome assembly. NCBI's taxonomy places the organism in Eukaryota, Fungi, Glomeromycota, Glomeromycetes, Diversisporales, Acaulosporaceae.
AUGUCAACCUCUAGUAAUAUCGAAAUUAAAAAACAAAUCAAUGAAUAUAAAGAAAAGCUAGUUGAAAAAGGAAUGUAUGGCGAUAACUUUGAGAUCUUAUCUCUUGGUGGAUUUAUUGCCAAACAAAUUUUACUUCAUAAGCAGGAU